AUGCCUCCACGCCUUCGCUCCAAGCCUUAUGGCCCGAACUCUCCGAACGCCGCCGAGGGCCUGCCAGAACCUGCUCCUCGUCGUCGCCGAGCGACGCGCUCUGCGUCUGCUCAACCGCAGGAAGACCAGCCUGCCCCGCCUGUCCGCGAGCCCAAGACUCGCAAGACCCGUGGCAAGGCCGCCUCCCGCGGCAGGAAGAAGGCGACGUCCCGUACCACACACUCCCCUUCUCCCCCUCCCUCUGCCACUCCUCAGCCUAACCAGCUGGAGGGUGAUGAUGCCACCUCGAGUGCCGGUGCUCAAGCACCCAGUGAAAAGGUGAAGUCCCCCGAUGUCGACCUUCGCACCAUCCCAGAGCAUGAGGACCCACACGAAACUACCGUCGGGGAGCCUGCCGUCGACCAGCUGCAGGAUGACCCUUUGCACCUUUCCCUUGCGGACCUCGACCUGUCGGAAAGACAAAAAGCUGACCAGUCUGCCGCCGAACAGAUCCAGGCGGAGCUCGAGAUGCAUAUUCCUGCAUCACCGUCAGUUGAGAUCCCCGUCACUGUCCUCCCGUCAAUUGAGAGCAGUGACCCUGAGGUUCCCACUCCAAUCGUUGGAGUCUGUGAGUCUCCAACUCCUUUUUUCUCCCUCCGUUCUUCCCGUUCUGCCCUCCGUUCUUCUUCUGUUUCUUUUUUCCCCGUUCGUUCGUCGUCUGUCGAUUCCGCGGCUUCCACGGCAAGCGACAUUCCAAGUUCGACAACCUCCACCUCAACUGAGAUCCCUGGCAAGCAGGGCAGAAGCUGGUUAAUGACGCAGUUGCGGUCCCUCUACCGCCUGUGCACCCGCAGCCAGGGUGCAUCCCUUCCGCCUGUCGUCACUAUCACUGCUCCCGCAGUCGGAUGGUCCCAGGAUAUCCCCAUGUUGAACCCAAACACGGCCCAGUCGCACUCCGCCCUGGACGACGUUAAACUGAUCUCCAUCAUUCGUGCAGUGCGGUCCGGAAGACAGUCAACCCGCCGCCGAUCCCGAGCCUCGCCAUCCACGUCCGUGUCCGAACAGUCCCGAGUAUUGCGUGCCCAAGAGGCCACACCGAUUCACCGGUCUCGCACCUCUUACGCGAACAGGUCUAAUUCUCGUCGCAUUGAGAGCCGUGGCAGUCUUGGCCGGACCUUGUAUCGCCUCCCACAGCUCCUGUCAUUCCACAGUGAGCCCGAGCUCAAGGAUGGCUCUGGAGAAGAAACCAACCCUGCCCACGAGCAGGAAUCCCCCAAUCUUCCUCCGGCGACUGUGGUCCUCGAGACUAACCCCCCACGACCCCCGAGCGGUCGACCCCUGCCACUCCUGUGGCCCCUAUGA
Molecule: messenger RNA, 1341 nt
Organism: Penicillium subrubescens
Lineage: Eukaryota; Fungi; Ascomycota; Eurotiomycetes; Eurotiales; Aspergillaceae
Exons: 2
Coding region: 1-1341 (446 amino acids)
Source: RefSeq, a predicted model, not a curated record